Messenger RNA from Drosophila innubila, 538 nucleotides. RefSeq names its product neuropeptide-like protein 32. The record is from RefSeq and is a predicted model, not a curated record. Bases 59 to 394 code for a protein of 111 amino acids. Lineage: Eukaryota; Metazoa; Arthropoda; Insecta; Diptera; Drosophilidae. The transcript has a single exon.
AGAGAACAUUGAGCUUUAAGCACAUUCAAAUUAAGUCGAAUUCUAAAGAAAAAAGAAGAUGCGUCUUGCACUUUUGGCGCUUAUCGGCGUGCUCUGUCUCGCCUACAGUUAUGGAAUGGCCUUGGAGGAGGACGACCGACAGAUCGGUCUAUUGGAUGUAGCCGAUGAAGGACAAGCCCAUGCCAAUGAGGGCGACAGAGAGGUCCGACAGUGGGGAGGCGGCUGGGGACACGGUGGAUGGGGAGGCGGCUGGGGUCAUCACGGAGGCUGGGGCGGUCACGGCGGAUGGGGAGGCGGCUGGGGUGGCGGUUGGGGAGGACGAUGGGGAGGCGGCUGGGGUGGCAGAUGGGGUGGUGGUGGCUGGAGAGGCGGUUGGGGUCACGGUGGCUGGUAGAGCUAUGCUAAUUAGACAUGGUCAAGCUAACCAAACUGCCACUCAUAACACCUACCUUCCAAUGUCCAAGCCCCAUCCAAUACCUACAAUAUUCAAAUGUUUGUCAGUUUUGUGUGUGUAAAUAAAGAACAUUACGAAAAACAA